Molecule: messenger RNA, 1087 nt
Organism: Psammomys obesus (fat sand rat)
Lineage: Eukaryota; Metazoa; Chordata; Mammalia; Rodentia; Muridae
Gene: Rtf2
Product: replication termination factor 2
Exons: 9
Coding region: 72-992 (306 amino acids)
Biological process (GO): mitotic DNA replication termination; site-specific DNA replication termination at RTS1 barrier
Cellular component (GO): nucleus
Source: RefSeq, a predicted model, not a curated record
UAGAGUUUCUCUAGAGACCCCGGAAGCGACGGGCUCUGGUUUUUGCUGCAGUUUCUGACUCCGGCCUUGGGAUGGGUUGCGACGGAGGAACAAUCCCCAAGAGGCAUGAGCUGGUGAAGGGGCCGAAGAAGGUCGAGAAGGUUGACAAAGAUGCUGAACUGGUGGCCCAGUGGAACUACUGCACUCUGAGCCAGGAAAUCUUGAGGCGCCCAAUAGUUGCCUGUGAACUUGGCAGGCUGUAUAACAAAGACGCCGUCAUCGAGUUUCUAUUGGACAAGUCUGCUGAAAAGGCUCUAGGGAAGGCAGCCUCACACAUUAGAAGCAUCAAGAAUGUGACAGAGCUCAGGCUUUCUGACAACCCUGCCUGGGAAGGAGAUAGAGGAAACACCAAGGGUGACAAGCAUGAUGACCUCCAGCGAGCACGGUUCAUCUGCCCUGUGGUGGGCUUGGAGAUGAAUGGCCGCCACAGGUUUUGCUUCCUUCGAUGUUGCGGUUGUGUGUUUUCUGAACGAGCUUUGAAAGAGAUAAAAGCUGAAGUUUGCCACACGUGUGGGGCUGCCUUCCAGGAGGAUGACAUCAUUAUACUCAAUGGCACCAAAGAGGACGUGGAGCUCCUGAAGAAGAGGAUGGAGGAGAGGCGGCUUCGGGCCAAGCUGGAAAAGAAAGCAAAGAAGCCGAAGGCAGCUGAGUGUGUUUCAAAGCCGGGUAUCACAGAAGACUCCGCGGGGCCAUCAAAAGUGAAGGCUGGCAAGCCCGAGGAGGCAGACUCCGAUCCUAGAGAGAAAAAAAGCACCUUGAUUCCCAAGGGCACAGCAACUAAUGGCAGUGCUUCUGGGAAAGCUGGCAAGCCCCCAGGUGGGACCCUGAAGAGGUCCAUCGCAGACAGCGAAGAAUCGGAAACCUACAAGUCCAUUUUCACAAGCCACAGCUCUGCCAAGCGCUCCAAGGAGGAGUCUGCCCACUGGGUCACCCAUACGUCCUACUGCUUCUAAAGCAGGCCUGUACCCCUCCAGGGCUCCUCCCCUGUGGCCUUCUGUGCCACACUUUCCUGCUGUGGCACCACGCUAUAAAGUUGUUCUCUCCAAUC